This is a messenger RNA of Xenopus tropicalis (tropical clawed frog), 734 nucleotides long. RefSeq names its product C-C motif chemokine 4. NCBI's taxonomy places the organism in Eukaryota, Metazoa, Chordata, Amphibia, Anura, Pipidae. Gene Ontology annotation, biological process: cell chemotaxis; immune response. Gene Ontology annotation, molecular function: chemokine activity. Gene Ontology annotation, cellular component: extracellular region. The coding region runs from base 150 to 440 and encodes 96 amino acids. The record is from RefSeq and is a predicted model, not a curated record. The transcript has 4 exons.
UUUAUGGUGAAAUAAGAUAUUUCCUGCCCUGCGCCCAGUUCCCUUUUUGGGGAGUAUAAAGUGGAUGGUUUCUACAAGGAAUGUCACUGCACAGCUGAACUUCCCAGAAGAGGUUACUAGCCUAAAAAGAGCAAGAGGAACUCAAGAAGAUGAGCUCAGUAAAGACCAUGCUGUGUGCGGCCCUCCUCAUAACCUCUAUUGUGUUUGUGACUUGUGACUUUGGGAAGAUUGUCAGCUGUUGCACUCGGGUGUCCUCGCGCAAACCCAAAGACGUUCUUGUUAAUUUCUUGAUACAAAAGGAGGACCUUCCCUGUGUUGAAGCAAUAUUGUUUACCACAAAUGAGGGAAAGUUUAUCUGCUCCAGACCUAAAGCUCCCUGGGUUAGUAAGAAGAUGAAGGAAAUUGAGGCAAUGAAGGAAACAACCGUGAAUGAUAACUGAGGAGAACCUGCCAAUAAUCAAGUUGCCAUUAACCAGGGGGGAAAGUGCAUUUGUUGCUUGUAGCCCUAAUAAUGUAUAAUUUAUUUUUAUUUAAAAUUGAAGUUAAAUGUCUGUUUCCCAUUAAACUAAUUUAUGUAGUAUAUGAACAAAGAGCAGUAUAAUGCUAUUACUAUGUAACUAUGUGUAUUUAUGCAAGAUAUUCAUGGAUAAAACAACAGUAGGAUUAAUAAUACUUAAAUUAAGCAAAGUGUUUCUUGUGGUUGAAACAGAUUCAUUAAACUAUUUAUUUAUGAA